Poeciliopsis prolifica (blackstripe livebearer) is the source of this 1107-nucleotide messenger RNA. RefSeq lists its product as uncharacterized. Lineage: Eukaryota; Metazoa; Chordata; Actinopteri; Cyprinodontiformes; Poeciliidae. The record is from RefSeq and is a predicted model, not a curated record. The transcript is spliced from 5 exons. Bases 85 to 732 code for a protein of 215 amino acids.
UUGUGUCGCCCAAAAGUUUUAAAGGACAGUUCAGUCGUCCUCGGUUCAUUGCAGCAGCAGAUUUGCAUGAAAUAAGCAGGUUAGAUGGAUGCAGUGAGAUUCAGCAUUUUACUGCUUCUACUGUGGUUUGGCUGCCGACUGGACUCUACAGCACCUCUUGUAAAAACAAUCGGAAAAGAAUCUGAUUUUACUCCAAUCUGCACCAAUGAAACGUCAAACAUCAUCAUGAUGAUUGUGUGUAAAAUCAGAACAGAGAGGAACAAUGGAGAGGAGUGCAAUCUGCUGUAUAAGGAUGGAGGUGACUUUGUUCAUGAGUGUGACUCCAGAUUCUCACUAAAAACCAGGAAUCAAACUGUGUUUCUGCACCUGACCAGUUUAACAGCAGCUGAUAGUGGGAACUACUCCUGUCAGUGUUCAAAUCUUAAUGGAACGCAUUUUCUCCAUCUCAGCAUCACAGUUAAUGAAUCAAAUCCUAAUAAUUCAUCAGAAGAAGUUUGGAGCCAGUCUGUAGCAGUGACUCGUCUUUCUGCUUUGACUGCUGCAGUUCUCUUCUUUUUCAUAGUUUCAGUUAUUCUCGUGUUUAUUCACAGAAGACGUUCACAUCGAAAGCAACUGGAGUCAUGCAUUCAUCAUGAAGAGGAGGACUCGACUGAAAUUGAGCCGUACAGCUCCUACACUCAGAAGAAAAAUUCUCUUUAUUCAACAGCCAUUAUUGCACAGCUGUCAAAUUAAUUCUGACUCCACAAAUGUUUAACAAAUUUACCAUCAUAAUUCUUGGGAUUUUUUUUCUGGAGUAUUUCAGAUCAUUUCCGUCUGAUUUAUUUAUGUCCAACAGGUCUUGACACAUUGGGUUCAUUUCCCAGUGUUCAUUAUAAGUUCCUUUGAUAAAGACAUGUUCAUGUGUUCAUAUAAUAAAUGGAUAUAUAUGUACAUCCAUUAACAUGUUUCAGAGAUCUCAGCAGCAUGUUGGUUUAGCAUAAAUGUACAAAUCAACAAAGCAAACACAAAGGAAAGUUAUCAUUUUUGGUGAUUUAUUAAAAGAAAAAAAAGUACAUUUGUUAAUAUUUGUGUUGUGUAAAAAUAGGUUUGAGUAAACAUUUAACAUUG